This is a messenger RNA of Alternaria burnsii, 1137 nucleotides long. RefSeq names its product ngg1p interacting factor 3. The record is from RefSeq and is a predicted model, not a curated record. The transcript is spliced from 2 exons. The coding region runs from base 1 to 1137 and encodes 378 amino acids. NCBI's taxonomy places the organism in Eukaryota, Fungi, Ascomycota, Dothideomycetes, Pleosporales, Pleosporaceae. Gene Ontology annotation, cellular component: cytoplasm; mitochondrion.
AUGAGUGCGACCACUACUUCAGCGCCCUUCUCCAAGGCGGUGGUGAGGGCUAUGCAGAAACUGUACCCCCGUGAACUUGCAGACAACUCCUGGGACAAUACUGGGCUGCUGCUCGAGGCGCCAUUCGAUCCGGCGCGACGCCAGUCAAACACCGUCCUCCUUACUAUCGACCUCACGAAAGCUGUCGCCGACGAAGCAAUCGCCCUCAACUCUUCCAUUGUCAUCGCGUACCAUCCUAUCAUAUUCCGAGGCUUAAAGUCCUUGACUCUCGCAGAUACCCAGCAGCAAUCGCUACUACGCCUUGCUAGCCAUGGCAUCAGUGUGUACAGCCCGCACACUGCGCUUGACUCAGCUCCAGGAGGGCUUGGGGACUGGCUAGCGGAUAUCGUAACAGGCACGAAGACGGUUCGUGACGGUUCAGAUACAGACGGUCAAUCCGAAGCUACAAGCAACACAAACGCAGAUGAUGAUGACCCCUUCGUCGAAAAGAAGAAGCGCCCUACGUUCACCCUGCAACACCAUCCGAGCCAGCCAAUGCUCAGCUUUGGCAAGCUACCUGCCCCCACCACGGUCCCUCUCACAGCUCCUCACAAGCGCGAAGCCAUCAAACCUCAAUCGCCAGUACUAGCCUCACACCCUGGAGCGGGUAUGGGUCGCGUCGUAAGGUUCGACCACCCACAACCGCUUCCUACGCUACUUGAUCGCAUAGGCAAGGGACUCAACAACCCCAAGGGCUUCCCAAUCGCCAUACCACAGGACAAGACGAUCUCUGAUAUUGAGAUACGUAGCGUAGGCAUAUGUGCAGGCUCAGGCUCUGGCCUACUGAACGGUCUCGAUGUGGAUUUGCUAUUCACAGGCGAGAUGGAUCAUCACUCGGCGCUCGCGGCGAUCGAGAAGGGCAGGGUCGUUAUCAGCUUGUUUCACAGCAACUCUGAGCGUGGCUUCUUGGCAGAGGUGUUGAUGGAGCAACUAGAAGAGGCAGUGCAAGAAGAAUGGACAAAGGUCAAAGAAGAAGAGAAGGACAACAAGGAAUUACAGGAUGCAUUGGCGGACGAUGACUUUGAAAUUGGCGUCAGCGAGGUCGAUCGAGAUCCUUAUGGCAUAGUAGUACUGAAGAAUGACGCAGAGGAGGCAUAG